Molecule: messenger RNA, 1939 nt
Organism: Spodoptera litura
Lineage: Eukaryota; Metazoa; Arthropoda; Insecta; Lepidoptera; Noctuidae
Source: RefSeq, a predicted model, not a curated record
UAUUUUUUAAAUUUAAUAUAAAUUUAAUAGUUUUCCUACAUAGAAUGUGUUUAUAGAGUUCAUAAAGUUUCGUUUAAUUUUCAAAUAAAACAAUACAGGGGUCUAAAAUGGUGACACAUAGACAUACACAACUCAUAUGGAUGCAGUAUUUGUGAUAAUACAACAUAAGUUCAAAUACCACAGUUAACUAAUUAACUGUCAGUUAAAACAGUGUUCCAGUGAUAUUAGUUGUAGUUAGUUACAAUAGUUCAAGAUGGACAACUCAGAUCCCGAAGCUAAAUUGAAUGAGCGGCCUGAGACCAAUGAGGUAUCGAUAGAUGAAGCCAAGAAGAAUGGAGUCAACGGUGGUCCGGUAACACACGAGUACUUAGACUAUGAACCAUCAGGCUGGUUGGAGACGACCCUGCUGAGGGUGGGAAGCUCCACAGAUAACUUCAUCAAGCAGAACCGAUCUGUUAUGAAGACAGUCACUCUGUUUUCAUUAAAUGGAUUAGUCCUGGGAUUCUUCUUCGGAUGUCUUUAUCAUUAUUUAAAUAAUGCCAGAGAGCCUCUGGAGCUCUGUCAUGGCUUCGGCAGUCUCAUAGCAUUCCUGGGUAUCAUAUACUUUUUCAUCAUAUAUUUCCUGGUGGUGAAGAGGUUGAUAGGAGCCUGGUUCGAGAGAACUGUGUGGAGCAGGGUCGACAAGAUCUUCAGUAAACUUUGGACUAUGAUAUGGUUCCGCUGGUGUCUUGUAUUAGCUGUGUUGGCCGCAAUAGCUGUUUACUUGUUUGUUGACACCCGGGAUGAUCCAAGCAGACUCAUCUCACUUAUAGGAUUAUUUAUAAUACUAUUGUUAGGUUUCGUGUUCUCUGCCCACCCCGGUCGUAUAAACUGGCGCACUGUGUCUACUGGUCUGCUGAUCCAGUUCAUCUUUGGGGUACUCUUCAUCAGGUGGACUCCUGGAAGACUGGCGUUACAAUGUUUCUCUGAUAAGGUGGCGACGUUCCUGUCUUAUGGAGUUGAGGGCGCUGCCUUCGCUUUUGGAGACCUACUAGUCAGGACUGAAGGAGUUUUCGCGUUCAGUACGUUACCAGUAAUCUUCUUCUUCAGUAUGCUGGUGGAGAUCUUAUUCUUCUGGGGCGCCCUCCAGUGGUUUGUGUUGAAACUAGGCCAGGUGUUACGAGCGGCCACCGGCACCACUGUCUGCGAGAGUGUUAUAGCUGUAGGAAACGUGUUCUUGGGGAUGACUGAAUCGAUACUGCUAAUCAAACCCUAUCUAGCACUGCAAACCCCGUCUGAACUACACGUCGUGAUGGCAUCAGGAUUCGCGACAGUAUCAGGUAAUCAAGACAAAUCAGUCCUUUCUGCAGCCACAAGAGGAGCUACCAACGGUAUAGCGCUGGUCCUCAAUAUUAUCGCCAAUAUCAUAGCUUUUGUGGCCUUUGUGGCAUUCGUCAACGGCGUAAUCGGCUAUUGUGCAAAUUUAGUGGGAUACGAAGACAAAAACCUGGAAUGGAUAUUCGGAAAAGUAUUCAUACCUCUUGCAUGGGUAAUGGGUGUACCAUGGGAGGAGUGUGAGCUGGUUGGUUCCCUGAUCGGCCUGAAGACGGUGGUCAACGAGUUCGUGGCCUAUCAGAGAAUGGGGGAGAUGAAGAGAGAUGGAUUACUGUCUCCGCGAGCAGAGUUGAUUGCAACUUAUUCCCUCUGUGGUUUCACCAACCCUGGAUCAGCUGGUAUUAUGAUAGGUGCCAUCGCUGCCAUGGCGCCUGGACAAAGAGAAGUGCUAUCUAGUGUGGCUGUGAGAGCAUUCUUCGCAGGAUGCGGCAUCUGUUUCAUGACAGCGUGCAUAGCAGGUUUGCUGAUGCCUGAAGGUGCUUUUAUUUAAAAAGUUAUAGUUUUAAUAUAUUUAUAGUGUACCUACAGGUACCUAUUGUGAUGUAAAUACGUAUUAACAUUUAUA